This is a messenger RNA of Helicoverpa armigera (cotton bollworm), 1014 nucleotides long. It is a transcript of the gene Nacalpha, whose product is annotated as nascent polypeptide-associated complex subunit alpha. Gene Ontology annotation, cellular component: cytoplasm; nascent polypeptide-associated complex. The transcript is spliced from 6 exons. NCBI's taxonomy places the organism in Eukaryota, Metazoa, Arthropoda, Insecta, Lepidoptera, Noctuidae. Bases 180 to 815 code for a protein of 211 amino acids. The record is from RefSeq and is a predicted model, not a curated record. Gene Ontology annotation, biological process: protein targeting to membrane.
CUGCGAUCGGAUACACAACUAAAAAUGUUUUAGUACAUCAUAUAUUUUGUCGGAUAGCAACAUAUCCGCGCUCUUGUCAAAUUGAAGCGAGUCGCCGCUGAUUCCUUUUUAGAUCGAAAAUUCCUAAUUAAAGGAAUCUCUCCUAGCAACAUAAUACAAGAUCCAGCGAAGACUCCACAAUGCCGGAACUGACUGAGCUGGACAAAGCCACCGCCUCCAUGACGGAGAAGCGCAAGGAGGAGACCGCGUCCUCGGACAGCGACUCUGAUGAUACUAUUCCUGAAUUGGAAGAUGCUGGUGCACCAGGCACCGGAGGUAUCUCCAACCCCAUUGCUGGCAUCGACAUCGUGUCCAAGGCUAAGCAGUCGCGCGGAGAGAAGAAGGCGCGCAAGAUCAUGAGUAAACUCGGUCUUAAGCCUGUGCAAGGCGUAAACAGAGUGACAAUCAGGAAGUCCAAGAACAUUCUCUUCGUGAUCAACUCCCCGGACGUAUACAAGAACCCCCACUCGGACACGUACAUCGUGUUCGGAGAGGCCAAGAUUGAGGAUCUGUCGCAGCAAGCCACCAUGGCUGCUGCUGAGAGGUUCAAGGCUCCGGAGAGUGCUGCUGCUGGCAAUGAUGCGGCUGCUGCGGGCACGACCGUAGCUCCCAUAGCCGAGGAAGAAGACGAGGAAGGUGUGGAUGAGACGGGAGUGGACGAGAAGGAUGUGGAAAUAGUAAUGUCACAGGCCAACGUGUCGAGGGCACGAGCGGUCAGAGCCCUCAGGAACAACCAGUCGGAUAUCGUCAAUGCUAUUAUGGAGCUGACGAUGUAGUUCCUGCUUUCUUAGUCAAGAGUAUGUUAACUGUUCCUAGCUUUAAGUCUCCGAAAACAGCGGGCGGGUGUCUCGCGUCCCGCUGACUCACACAAAUUGGAUCCAAAGGCUGCAUUGUCGGCUCAUAGCAUUGUUUUUUACGGUACGGGAAUGUAUAUAGGCUUAUUUACUUCAAUACAAUAAAAUUAUCGUAAUACUA